Messenger RNA from Komagataella phaffii GS115, 2061 nucleotides. RefSeq lists its product as uncharacterized. The record is from RefSeq and is a predicted model, not a curated record. The coding region runs from base 1 to 2061 and encodes 686 amino acids. Gene Ontology annotation, cellular component: mitochondrial inner membrane. Gene Ontology annotation, biological process: mitochondrion organization; protein quality control for misfolded or incompletely synthesized proteins. The transcript has a single exon. Gene Ontology annotation, molecular function: ATP-dependent peptidase activity; metalloendopeptidase activity; ATP hydrolysis activity. NCBI's taxonomy places the organism in Eukaryota, Fungi, Ascomycota, Pichiomycetes, Pichiales, Pichiaceae.
AUGUUCAGGAAGGUGUCACAAACAGGUAGAAAAUCCUUACGAACACUUGUCAGUAACUUUCAUCUGAAUGUGAACAGGUCACCUUUAGUUUUUCACUCAAGUGUUUCACAAUGCUUAAGGUCACUAAGAGGCUGUAGAACUUACUCCUCGCAAGCUUCGGAACUACCAUACUCCAUUGCCCAGUUAUCAGCAAAGGAACAAACUGCCAAUAGAGAGUUGAAAAAUCCAUUGAAGCAGGCUGAAUUUUACAAAAUGCUUCUUCAGUCUGAUUAUCCACAUGUUGUAAUCAGCCGGUACGAAACACCGGGAAUUGCCACCUCGCCCGAAUGUUUGCAGUUGUAUAUCUCUGCACUUUUGAAGAUGGGAAACACAGAGAAAGCAGCCAGGUUAUCUCAUUUGUUAGAUGGUUCAACGCCCACUGUUAGUUCAGCGUUCGCCGGAGGGCACAAUAGCCCUCGUGAACCCCUAUAUGUAAGGAUCACUGAAUCACCAUGGAUGAUGGCAUCUAAGUGGAUCAAAUAUCUAAUUAGCAUAGGGCUGUUAACAUAUGCAGCGUUGGAAAUUGCUACUUUCUUUGAAGAAGAAGGACCUUUUUUCAAGAGCACAGCUUCUUCUACAAAGAUUCAGCCUGUGGAAGGAACGACGGUGCGUUUCGAUGAUGUAUGUGGAGUUGAUGAAGCUCGUGCGGAGUUAGAAGAGAUUGUCGAAUUUUUAAAAGAUCCCCAAAAGUUUACCAAUCUUGGAGGAAAGCUUCCCAAAGGUGUGUUACUUACUGGCCCUCCCGGGACAGGUAAAACAUUGUUAGCAAGAGCAACCGCCGGUGAGGCUGGUGUUCCAUUUUUUUUUAUGUCAGGUUCGGAGUUUGAUGAACUCUAUGUGGGAGUUGGUGCCAAAAGAGUUCGUGAGUUAUUUGCCGACGCCCGAGCAAAAUCUCCUGCUAUAAUUUUUAUUGACGAGUUGGAUGCUAUUGGGGGAAAGCGAAACCCUAAGGACCAAGCACAUGCGAAACAAACACUCAACCAACUAUUGGUCGAGCUAGAUGGGUUUUCUCAAACUGAAGGCAUAAUUAUUAUCGGUGCUACCAACUUUCCGGAGUCUCUGGAUAAGGCUUUAACAAGACCUGGCCGCUUUGAUAAAAUUGUGAACGUAAGUUUGCCUGACGUCCGGGGCCGUAUUGCAAUUUUGAAACAUCAUAUGAAGAAUGUGCAGAUGUCCAAAGAUGUCGAUCCAUCCUUAAUUGCCCGAGGAACUCCUGGAUUUUCAGGCGCCGAAUUAAUGAACGUCGUGAAUCAAGCUGCGGUAUAUGCAUCACAGCAGAACGCUUCAGCUGUGAAUAUGCAGCACUUGGAAUGGGCCAAAGAUAAGGUGUUAAUGGGCGCAGCUCGCAAGACAAUGGUCAUGACUGAAGAAUCACGCCGAACAACAGCCUAUCAUGAAGCUGGGCAUGCGGUGGCUGCCAUGUUCACUCCAGGUGCAACUCCUUUGUAUAAGGCAACUAUACUUCCUCGUGGUCGUGCCUUAGGCGUUACUUUCCAAUUACCUGAGAUGGAUAAGAAUGAUAUCACAAGAAAAGAAUGCUACUCUCGAUUAGAUGUUGCAAUGGGCGGAAGAGUUGCUGAAACUAUGAUAUAUGGUCCUGACAACACCACUAGUGGCUGCUCAUCAGAUCUUCAGAACGCUACUAGUGUUGCUCGUGCUAUGGUAACUCAAUACGGCAUGUCUGAUCAAAUCGGCCCUAUACGUUUGAGCGAUGAAUGGGAAUCCUGGUCCUCGAGGAUAAGGGAUGAAGCUGACCAGGAAGUAAGAGGACUAUUACGUGAGAGUGAAGAGCGUGCUCGCAAACUAUUACAGGAGCGAUCAGUUGAACUUCGACGCCUAGCGGAGGGGCUAUUAGAGUUUGAGACCUUGACGAGAGAUGAGAUGGAAAAGGUUGUUCGGGGUGAAUCAAUUGAUCGAUUAAAGGUGUCUACCAAUAAGAUUAUCAAGGCAAAGCCGACGAAGAAAGAGCUUUCCCUUGGCGAAGUUUCUGAUGAAAAACUUUCAGUUAAAGUUGAAGUUUGA